This is a messenger RNA of Sphenostylis stenocarpa, 318 nucleotides long. Lineage: Eukaryota; Viridiplantae; Streptophyta; Magnoliopsida; Fabales; Fabaceae. The record is from the annotation of a GenBank genome assembly.
AUGUGCCAUUACCAUUGUGUUAGAAGGAAAAUAAGCCCUCAAACAGAAAAGCAUGUACUUAGGAUGAGCUUGUUUCUGGUUGAUGGUCUUAACAUGUUUUGGGCAUUAUGGGGGAAGAGGGAGCUAGAGAGCUAUUGGACAACGUUAUGGAUCAGCAGAAAUGUUGAAAGCUCAAGUUCCUGGUAUUAUCUUAUGGCAUUCAGGAAAAAAUGGGUGAAUAAUGGUAAGCUGAAUGUUCGAAAUGAAAACCUCAAGGCGUGGCUGGAUACUGAAAAUUAUGAUGGGAAGGAAGGAGGGAUGACAAAAAGAAGUUCAUAA